CGGCACAGAGGCCGCAGCUGAAAACAACAAACACAGACGUUCAAAGACUCGAUAGUGUUUUUACUAGUGUGUUUCAGAAGCUCAGAGAGACAGAACACAAUGCCUUCUCUGAGGCGACCCACUUCAGCUUCAAUUCUCGUAUCUCUGCUGUUCCUAUUCCUCUCUGUCUUUCUCCGCCCAACUCUCGCCGACGGCGUCACUCCCGAGGAGGCCAAGCAGCUCAGGGACACCCUUCUCCUCCAAUCACCCCUUAAAACUAAAACUCAAAUCAAUUUGGGUUUUUCUUUCAAUUUGGGAAAUGUUUUAUCAUGCAUUUAAUGGGUACAUGGACCAUGCUUUUCCACUAGAUGAGUUAAAGCCUCAGUCUUGUGGGGGUGAAGAUAGCCUCGGUGGAUAUGCGCUAACUUUGAUUGACGCUUUAGACACACUAGCUUUACUUGGUGACCGGGACCGCUUUGCUGCCUCUGUUGAAUGGAUCAGUAAAAACCUUCAGUUUGAUAUAAAUAAGACAGUAUCUGUCUUUGAGACUACCAUCCGGGUCCUUGGGGGUUUGCUCUCUGCACACCUUAUAGCAAGUGAUUAUGCUACGGGCAUGAGAAUUCCAACGUAUGACAACCAGUUACUGAACUUAGCUGAGGAUCUAGGCCGACGAUUGUUACCUGCAUUUGACACUCCUUCAGGAAUUCCUUUUGGAUCUGUCAAUCUGAGGCAUGGAGUUGAUGAACAUGAAAGCAAGAUUACAUCAACAGCUGGUGGUGGGACUUUGACUUUGGAAUUUGGAGUGCUCAGCCGCUUGACAAAUGAUCCCAUAUUUGAACAAGUGACCAAGAAUGCAGUGCGUGGACUUUGGGCUCAGCGUUCAAAGCUCAAUUUAGUCGGUGCCCAUAUUAAUGUUUUUACAGGUGAAUGGACACAAAAGGUAACAUUCCUUCUAACAACAUAAUAACCGUGAUAAACAUAAAGUGUGAGUCAGCGCAUAUCUACUAUGAAGAUAAAUAACAAUCUCUACAUAACUUCGCUUGGCAUUAAUGCACAAAUUGUGAAAACUAAGCCGAAAAGCCCCAUAUGUGAGUCAUGACUUGUAGAUUCUAAUUGUUUUACUGUUUUGGGAUGAUUAACUGGUUCACUAAUUUUUGUAUGUGAUUUUCAUCAGUUCUGUUGAAAAUAUUAGGCCAUUUAAUGUCUAUUGCAUAGUAAUUAGGAGAUUAUUUUCAUUGCUUAUUUUAGAAACAGGGUUAUAGGUAACUUUACAACAGAAUUUCUCUACUGAUUAGAUUGUCAAUUUUAUUUCAACAGAAAUUUCAUUUCAAAAGAUUUCUAUUGAUCAUUUAAUUGAUGAUGUUUUUUUCCCGCUCUUCCAUUGUACUUUAGUUUUGAGUUGUAUUUCACAUUUUGGGGUUCUUCUAUCUUGAUUAUCAUAGAUAUAAACGUGCAAGUGAGAUAUAAGCUAACUUUCUUCCAUUUAGGGAUUAAACUCUUUCUUCCAUUUCUCUUAACUGUCAAGCAGUUGUGAUAUAAGCCCCAAAUACCUAAUCUUUGCAUUGCCAAAAAAAAAAGAGACCUAAGCUUUGAGUUAGCCAUUAAUAGUUGGGCUGCUAAGCCUUUGUCCUUAGCUACCCCCUAAUCCAUCGUCACUUAUCACACGAAAACGCUCAUAUCUCCCUCUAUAUUACGUACUUUGGUCAAACCUUCCACACGAAAAACUUUCACGUAGAUGAGACACAACCGUCUAUAUAAAACUUUUGAGACAUUUACCUUCCGAUGAUAGGGCUCCCCAUAGGGAAUAAUAACAGUAAAUAGUAGACACGUUGUGAUUCCGAUGACUAAAAUUCACAAACCAAAAUUCGGCCGUCAGAUAUGAUCAUUAUGACGAAAGAUGUCUAUGGUAAAAAAUUCAACUGGAUUCGACAACGUUAAGGGCUCGAUCAAAACGGUUAACUCUAAUCAGAAAUAAGAAAACUGCAUUUUGAAGCCCUAAACGGACUCGGAUGGCCAAAAAGGCCCAUAUGUCAUGG
Fragaria vesca subsp. vesca is the source of this 2015-nucleotide messenger RNA. Its product is annotated as probable alpha-mannosidase I MNS4-like. Gene Ontology annotation, molecular function: mannosyl-oligosaccharide 1,2-alpha-mannosidase activity; calcium ion binding. The transcript has 8 exons. Bases 299 to 943 code for a protein of 214 amino acids. Gene Ontology annotation, biological process: mannose trimming involved in glycoprotein ERAD pathway; endoplasmic reticulum mannose trimming; carbohydrate metabolic process. Gene Ontology annotation, cellular component: membrane; endoplasmic reticulum. Lineage: Eukaryota; Viridiplantae; Streptophyta; Magnoliopsida; Rosales; Rosaceae. The record is from RefSeq and is a predicted model, not a curated record.